This is a messenger RNA of Perkinsus marinus ATCC 50983, 1113 nucleotides long. RefSeq lists its product as hypothetical. Bases 1 to 1056 code for a protein of 351 amino acids. Gene Ontology annotation, molecular function: endonuclease activity; nucleic acid binding. Gene Ontology annotation, biological process: DNA catabolic process. The transcript has a single exon. NCBI's taxonomy places the organism in Eukaryota, Perkinsozoa, Perkinsida, Perkinsidae. The record is from RefSeq and is a predicted model, not a curated record.
AUGUUGUAUACCCUCAGUGUGACCAUCCUUGCCAUCCCUACCGUAUUGGCUUGGGGUCCCGACGGUCAUGCUACUGUAGCUGAUACUGCUAGCAAGUACUUUAAUUCUAAUGCCGGGAAGGCUGUUGAUGAGAUCAUGGGUGAGGGCACUAGACUAGCCGACUACUCUACUUGGGCUGACAGUGUCCUUCAUGGUCCUGAUAAGGCUGAGUGGAAGUGGUCCUCUGGUUUACACUAUGCAGAUGUUGAUGACUGCGAGUUUGUCUAUUCUCGUGAUUGCAAGGAUGACUAUUGUGUUGCUGGUGCUAUCAAGAACUACACUCGUCAGGUCGUCGAUGAGACGUUGCCAAUUGAGAGCCGUCAGACUGCUUUGAAGUUCCUCACUCACUUCAUGGCUGAUGCUCAUCAGCCUCUCCAUGCUGGUCGUUAUUCGGAUUAUGGUGGAAACUCCAUCCAUGUGGACUAUAAGUUCGCGGAUAACAAGUCGGCCACUUUACACAAGGUUUGGGACGAGAAGCUUAUUGACGAGUUCGAGGGCUCCACAUAUGGUAACCAGUAUGUUCAACAAGACUUCAACUACGACACCCCCGUCGCCGAGAGAGAUGUCUUCUGGGGAAUCACUGAAGCUGAUCUGGAAAAGGAACUGGCAGAAGGCGGUGCUUUCCAUGAUAAGAUUCCCAUGUGGCUUGAGGACUGCGAGAUGAACGGUCUAGAUGAGUGUGUUAAUACGAUGGUUACCGAGACGGCCGCUGCUGCUUGCGACUUCGCCUACAAACAUGUCAAUGGUAGCGAGGUUCUCGAUGAUGAUGUUCUUCCUAUGGAGUAUUACGAGCAACGCUUUAACACUGUUAAGGAGCAACUCGCUAAGGCUGCUGUGCGUUUUGCUUGGGUCAUGAACAAUGCUUUCCCUGAGGAUACUACUGUCACUACUACUUCUGCUCCUCGUGAUUGCAGUGAGGCCGACAGAAAGUGCGAGCUUAGUUAUCCUGGUUCGUACUGCAAGUAUUGGCAGACUAUUCCUGUUUGCUUCGGCAGUGAUAUUCCGUGUGCUUGCUAGAACGUUUUGAUUCAUGUUAAAUCUCAUUCAUGUUAAAUACUGUAUGAUAUCGUGAUG